Lactuca saligna is the source of this 564-nucleotide messenger RNA. NCBI's taxonomy places the organism in Eukaryota, Viridiplantae, Streptophyta, Magnoliopsida, Asterales, Asteraceae. The record is from the annotation of a GenBank genome assembly.
AUGUUGCAGAUAGAUAUAGGGCAUAAUGGGGGAUACGACUCCUUAAUCAAUCGACUUCUUCAAUCGACUUCUUCCACAUGGCUUCGGGGGAUACGACUCCUUAAUCAAUCGACUUCUUCAAUCGACUUCUUCAACAUGGCUUCUUCGUCUCGAUCCUCCAACUCAUGGUCAAGAUCAAAAAUUUCCAAGUCAAAAAGCACAAUUGAUAAGGCACAUCCUUGUGAUUGUGGGUUUCCUUCUCGCAUCUGGAUAUCAACAACAAAGGCAAAUCCUGGUAAAAAAUUUAGGGUUUGUCCUAACUCUGUGAUGAAGGAUCCAAAGGAUAAAUGUGAUUUCUGGGAAUGGGUUGAUGAUGAUGAAGAAAUUAUAACCAAGAACGAGAAUAAGAAAGAUGAAGAACAUGAUUUCAAUACUGAAGUGAAGAUUGCAAUAUUGGAACAUGAUUUCAGUGAGUAUAAGAUGAAGAUUGAUAAGGAAUGUAAGAGUUUUAGAAAGGAAUUGGAUAAAAUGAAAUGUUUAGUGUUGAUGUUUGUUGUUUUGUUUGUAGUGAAGUACAUGAUUUAG